Molecule: messenger RNA, 10464 nt
Organism: Xyrichtys novacula (pearly razorfish)
Lineage: Eukaryota; Metazoa; Chordata; Actinopteri; Labriformes; Labridae
Source: the annotation of a GenBank genome assembly
CUGAAACAGCACAGCGAGCCGUAUCAUGUUUGUGUCCGGGCCGAUUUCUAAAAAAAGAGGUAUUGUGUAACAGGAUGAUGUAAUCCAACUAAUAAUUGAACAUUUCCGGCUUUCUUCUGUCCUGUUGUCUGUUCUGUUGUGAUGCACCUGGCCGGGCAGUGACUGAGAAGAAAUCUUAUUGAAGCUGUUCUGCUCGCUAUAAUCACAUUUCCUGCCUUCUGGCUUGAUGGGUGGAUCAGGUCAACAGAGGGAAUGACAUGACCAGCACACCCUGUCACUCUUUCAUUAAAAGAACGCUUAUUUAUCUAUUUUUCCUUUAAAAAGUGCUUCAUUCACCUGAGCUGAACUUGAUUAAAACAUCUCUUUCUGACCUGCUUUAUUGUUUUAUCAUUUAAUAGAUUUGUCAGUCCCACUUUAUGUCUAGUUAGCAUAGUUUUUUUUAAAGUCACAGGCUAUAUAAAUAAGUCACUAAUUUCUUUGAGAAUGCCUCAGGUAUGUGAUUUUAUGACCUGAUUAAUUUGUCAUUAAACUAAUAAUGUACUUUAUUGCACCAGAAGGGCUUCGGCUAAAUUAAGUGUCCUUAAUUGAUGAUGAACAGCCUUUUGAGAUCAGUUUUCAUUUUUGAUCAUUUAAGCAUUAUUAGCUGCUCAAACCCAUGGCCAUUGCUAUGAAUGUCACUAAGUCACUCAUUACUGAGUGUCCAACAUUUCACGGUUGCUGAGCAUUGCCCCCUGUUGUCCUGCAAGCAGAAUUACAGCCUGUCCAUUAAACAAUGACUACCAGCAGCACCAAGCUUGUAAUACUAAUGAAACUGAUCAUCUGAAUUUGCAACAAAAGCCUGUUUACACAAUUUAAGACCAGCUGUGGAUGUUAAUAUGUCUCUCAAGGGUGCAUACUAUACACAUACAGAUAAAGAGGGAGUCACAUUUAUGCAUAAGUAACUUCUUAUUUUGCCAUGAAUAGCAAAAAAGUUGUAUUUUUUUAUGCAAACGCUUAAGUUUCAAAACUGCAGACAAAUUUCAAAACUUUUCAACACUUUUGCAAGUUAUUUCUCCAAUCACUGUGUCAUUAUUCAUGCCAAGUGUUGUAAGAAUAGCAUAAAAAUAACACAAAUUAUGCAAUUUUUCUUCCAUGUGUGUUUGCGUGAUGCUCUGUCAAAUGAAGAUAAGUGGAGAAUAAUUAGCCAGAGAGGUGGAAGGAAACGCUGCUGCUGCACAAACAGGAAUAAUUCAGGGGCAAGGAGUAUUUACUCUGGGCAAAACAUGUCAAACAAGGUAAUUAAUUUAAGUUCAAAAGGGAUUUCUUUUUCUGUCUGAGAGCAGAAAUGUGACAAAUCGUCACAAAUAAUACGCUAAUUAAUAGUUAUUUAUGCACGAGAAAGCUGUAACUCAGUUCUUAUCAUCUGUACUUUUUUAUUUUUAUAUAUUUUAUAUUUGCAGCAGUCAUUUUAAAUCUCUUUUAAAUAUCUUAUAGUCACUUUAAAACUGAUUAUAUUCCUGUUUUAUAUAAUUUUAUGUACUCGGUUUGUCUUCUCUUAAAUAUCUCUGUCUUCUGUGUCUUCAAAUAUGUUGCUUUUAUCUUCCUUUGAAUGCUUUCUUCACCGGGAUGCCUUUUGUGUCUGAAAUGUGCUCUAUUGAUGAAAUUGCUUUGCAGAAAUUGCAGAAGGUUACUGUAUUUGUCACACAAGGCGUGUUUGGAGUGUUUUCCAUUGCUUUUUAUAUUGACAUAUUUUUUCACACCCAGCUUAAGUGCUCUGCUGCUCUGAGUCUGCCCUUUACACAGUCUGCUGGAAAAUCAUAAGAGGAAUCAAAAAUGUAUAAACCUCACAGUCUCUAUUGCUGUGCACUUAUGUCUAUGGUUAAAAGUCAUAUUAUAGUCUAAUUCAGGAAAAUAGACUCUUCUGCUCUAACUUUUUUUUCUCUCUCUCAGACUCCAGCUGUGUUCACAAUAACAUCAUUUGAGCUCUUUCAUCUCUCUCUCUUUCUCUCUCUCCCUCCCCCCUUCUCUCUCUCUCUCUCUCUCCUGUCAUCACAGCCACCCACCUUAUCUUCUCCCCUCAUUCGUGCUCUUUGCCACCAGUCAGGUCUGUAGAGGUUUGUGUGGUCUUGCUGUGCUUGUUUCUGCCGCUGCUGAGAGACUCAACUGACACAAAUAAAACAAGAGAACAAAGAGCGGGGAAAAGGUAAGUUAUCAAAAGCCGUUUGAAAUGCUGAAACAAAGUAAAAGUUCUUUUUUAUGUAUUUGAUUAAGAAACAGAUUUGCUCAUGUCUUAAGUUGCUGAAAUGAAUUGUCUGUUUGUACUCUCUUGGCAAAAGAGCUUCUGCAUUUUGCAAGAAAGAGGCAGAGUGCAACAGUGACUCAAGACAGAAUUACCACAUCAGAUUUUAACAUGUCUGAUAAUGAUGAUGUGACUAAAAUUGACGUCUGUUUUAGUUCUUUUUUUACAUUAUCAUAAAUGAUUGAGCUGCUGCAGCUUUCUUGAAGACAAAAUCUUUUCUUAUAAAUCAAUAACACUUUCUCAGCAGUCACAACACUACUCUCCCUCAGUCAAGGACUUUUUUUAAACCAUGAGAAAGAAGAAGAAGAAGAAGCCUGAGGUGGUGUAAUAUCUCCUGUGCACAUACUGCUCUCAGUCAUGUUGAGAAAUAUUGUCCUUUCAGUAAAGAGGUGGAAGAUAAUUUACUUCUGCUCCUUUACAAGACAGUAUCAUAUUUGUGGUGAAAAAACUGAAACUAGGCUCACUAGACAGGAAAUAAAGCGGCUGAAGAGCAGAGCGACCUGAUUAGGUGAAAGCGUUCCCUCAAUUGCACUCACGAGGAUUGUAAUCACUCUCACUGUUUCCCAUUAAAUUCUACUUUAUGAUUUGUACAGUUUUUGUUAUCAUUCUUCAACUGCAGUGAAAAAUUUUCCCGUAAAGCCAGUGCAAAUCAUAAAUUAAUGCUCACCUGCAUGAACAAAAGUUGUAUUUAUGUUUUUGUCCGAGCAGUCAUUAGUGCCCCGACCAAUCUAUCACGGCAUUAUUGACUUUAAUCAAAUCCUCUCACAUCACACCGAGUUUAAUCUAUUGAUUGCAUACAGGUGAUGCACUCAGCAGAGGAUUGUUCAUCACUGUGGUGACCUUCACACUCAGAUUUACUGUUUUGUUAAUGUGCAGUUCGUCUUCAAUUCCAGUAGGAGGCAGUCUACAUCCUGUAGAGUAUGAUAAUAAGAGACAUACAGGAAUGUUAUGGUUAUGUUUGCAUGCACUUGUAGUAAAACCACUUUCACUUUGAUUAUAGAUAUAAACUAAACUAUUGAUUUACAUGAUAAAAAUAAGAAAAGUCAUGCAAAGCGGUGCAUACUUCAGCUAUAUCUAUCUGCACGUGACACAAAGACAAAACCCUCUUUUUAUCUGCAUGCUUAAAUGUGUAUGUAAGGGAGCAGAAAAACAAAGACACACUCAUGCAGUACUUCAUUUUGAGCAUGUGUGAUGUUGUAUUGUUUCUAAAAAUUGCGGUUUUUAGUUGAUGCUUGUUAUUGUGCACAGAUUGUCGUGCAAAUGGUGUUGCAAACUGUGUUAUAUGUAUUUUAAUGCAUGUGAUCACACCAAAAGUUGACUUCCUUUAUUUAGAUGAUGAUUUUAGGUAACUCUACUGAGAGUUUAAAUAAAAUCCCACCAUAUUUACACUGCUGAGAUUUUGGGAUCUAUCAAAUCAUAUGACCCCUGACUUUCUAAAUUUAUAAAAUGAUAAGGUAAUAUAAUUAUGACAGGUUUUUUUUUUUAUUUCCAGUAAAAAUAAAGCUCACCAGUCCUUGUUCCUGGAAUGCAGAGUGUUUUAUGAUCCGUUUUAAAUCCAGCAGGAUCCCGUCAACUGUCCCCUCAGGACGAGCAUCAUCAGCAGAUACUGUAAUGAUCAUUGUCUGUUUACAGUGACCUCUAAAUGACUUUCUGUCUUGACUCACAAAUGUUAAUGUUCACUUUAAGCUCCAAGUUCAAUAUUGACAAAGCGAGAUCACAGUUUCUUUUUUUAUGUGUUUCUCCACAGGAAGUUGACCGUGUCAUCUGUUGAAAAAAACCCUGAAGGUUUGUCUCCAAAUACAUUAUUAUACAUGUACAUGUGGCAGAGUUUCAGUGAUUUAUUUUGUAAAUGCAGUAUAUUUUCAUGUUGGCUGCAUUUGUGUGUCUAAAACUAAUUUCACUUUUUUAUGAAAAAAGUCAAAUGACUAGCAAAAGCGCCAUCAGCAACCACAGUUCCCACAGUCAUAUCUAGGCCUGUAACAACUGUGGGGGGUAGGUGUCAAACCAGCGUUCACACAAUGAGGACAAUGCAAGUGAUACAUUCAGUACGUUCACAUGUUGUUCGGAAAAGCUGAUUAUUGCCUGAAACUGAACUUCGACAAACAUGUAAACAUGUAGUCUGACUGAAAUCUCACUUAAUUGAACUUCUUAAAGUUGGGUUAACAUACCAAGAUAAUGCGGUUAGAGAUCAAUUUUCUCUUUCAUGUCUACAGCUCUAUCAGAUUGAAACUGGCUUAAGGGUUCUGUGCAUGCAAGAGUUCGCGUGCUGGGCUUUAAGCUGAAGCCUGAUAAGCAUCAAUGUUUUGCUUUGAGGCUUGGUAGUAAACAAAGCCUUAACAGAUGAAGAAAGGGCGUAAAAAAUAAAAACUUUCCUAUGAUACACACGCAAAAUGAUAGUGUUGUAAAAGUGACUGUUCAGUGCACAUCCCAAUAUGUGACUAUAGUGAAUAAUAUGACAACCAGGAGACAACCCAAGAGUAACAAGCUGAAAGGGAGCACAUUGCCCCCUACCAUAGAAAGGUGGACAUGAUUCUGUCAAUGAUUUGAUUCUCGACCAGUGAUUUUAAACUGGGACAAAGACAGCAGUCCUGUUACAUCGCCCAAUCAAGCUCAACUUAGCUGAGCAUGUAAACAUACUGACUGUUCUACGAAAUCAGGACAUUUUACAACAGAAAACCUGUCUUUCGCAUGUGCAGGACAAAAUCAACAGAGAUCAGAGCCUAUCAGGGCACCCAACAUAACUCAAACAGAAAGUUUCUUACUGAAACUUUAAGGAAUUCUUAUGAUUGUGAUAGUAUAUUCCUCUACAAAAGCGUCCUUGGAUUAGUAGCAAUACUCUGAUGAAUUCAUUAAAAAGUGAAAGAUGGGCGUAUAGACAGACAGAGCAGUACUGGUUAAAGACAAGACUAACUUUAAAGGUUACAAAUGCAUCAGACAAAGGUUGGCGUGAUGGACUGUGUGCAGAAUUGAGCCAUAAAAGGUCUCCUGGUAUGUGGUGUGAUUUCCUUUUUAUGUUCUGUUAGCACAAUCAUAAUGUUCAGAAAUUGAUAAUUUUCUCUUAAUGCCAUUUUUUAUUGUUUUAUAAAAUGUCGUGCUCAUCAUAAAGUGUCUUUCAUGGCAUAUUUUUCCAACUUUUCUAUCAAGGGACAUCAAAAACGGAUGAGACUGAUGAAUUCCAUCAAUUUCAAUUCGUCAAUUUUGUUGUUUUAUUUUUUCUGCAUAUAAAUUACUGUCAUGCUGCAUCUUAAUAUCAGUCCCUAGCAACACUGGCCCACACAGUGACAGCUGAGAUGGAUGAGUUAAAGGUUCCCUCAUGUUUGGGGCCCCCACACGCCAAAGGGAACACCUCAUCACUAACAGGUAUAUAAACAAAUACAUUUAGUUGCUCCUUUAAAGUCUAACAGAUAAGGAUAUUUUCUUUGUAAUUAGACAAAAUGACGGUGGAAACAUAGCUGUUGUCUAGAUAUACUUUUAAACUAAUAUCUGUCCUGUUAUACCGUAUGUAAACCUGUUAUUUUUCUCACAGUUAACACAUCCUGUGAGAAUCUGGAGUGUUACAUGGUCCUCAUCCAGGCGGAGAAAACAGCCAUCGGCUCCAUCUGUUUCCUGGCAGGUCCCAUCACCCUCCUGGAGAACGCUCUGGUGCUGGUGGUGAUAGCAGCCACCGCCACCCUGCGACAGCGGCCUUCAUUUCUCUUCAUCGGCAGCCUCGCUCUGGCUGAUGUCUUUGCCAGCUGUUUCUUCACCACCAGCUUCCUGGACUUCCACCUGUUUCGCCGCAGCGAUGGCCCCACCGCCUACCUCUUCAAGUUAGGUGGGGUCACCAUGGCCUUCAGUAGCUCUGUAGGGAGUCUUCUGCUGACUGCUCUGGACCGCUACCUCUGCAUUCAUCGGGCCUCCAGCUAUAAGGUGAUGGUGACCCGAAGGAGAGCCGUGCUGAGCCUGGUGGUCCUCUGGAGCGCCACCAUCUUCAUGUCCUUCCUACCUCUAAUGGGGUGGAGGUGUCCCACAGGGCUGACCCCACCCUGCUCAUGCCUCUUUCCCUACAUCAACCAGGGCUAUCUAGCAUGCUGGACCAGCUUCAUCCUGGUGAUCUUGGCUCUUAUUUUAGGCGCCUAUGCUCUCAUUCUGUGGACUGCACACCGCCACGAGUCCUCCAUGACCAACAUCCAGGGAGCAGCAGGGACCGGCCACGCCCGCAUGAGGAUGGAUAUCCGGCUGGCACGUACCUUUGGGCUGAUCCUCGUCAUACUGGUGAGCUGCUGGCUCCCUGCACUCUCCUUCAUGUUGGCUGAUGUCUCCAUGCUCUUGACACACACCCAGCAGAGGGCCUUCGCCUUCUGCAGCACCCUCUGCCUGGUCAACUCUGCAGUCAACCCGCUGCUGUACGCGCUGCGCUGUCGAGAGCUCAGAGUCGCUCUGCAGCAGCUGAUUCACAGACUGUGUGAGGCUGGGAGGUGUAAAAAGUCCACCGAAAACUUCAGCCCAGGAUUACCCUCUAUAGAAAACUGUACUGCCUGUUCUGGGAACGAGAUGCCCAGGAACAGAGACACCCAACUCAGCUCAAUCUCAGAGGUGGUGGACAGUCAGGUGAUGGAUAUGAGAAAAUGAGCUACUGUACAGACAGAGAGGUGUAAAAACAGACAUUAUCUAGAUCUUUACUUUGGACUAAGAAACCUACAUUCAGAUUCCUUCUCAUCAAAUCAGAAGUGCUGGAAAAAUAUCCAUCUUGCCUUUUUCAUAAGUGCAGCUGUGGUAACAAAAACACAAACAUACCAUUGUAGCAAACCAGGAAAUCUAAAAAUGUGGGAAAUAUGCACAAGGGUUGUUUGUUGGUACUUACCCAAUGCAGCAGAAAGACCGGUUACGAGAAGCAAACAUUCGUAUCAAACAGAAAUGUUCACAUACCAAUAUGAACUACUUGUAUUAUCUGUAUCAACCUCUGAUUAACUUAGUUUAGUUACUGUGAGACUAAAAAUAAAAACUACUGCGUGGUGCCAGCAAAAGUCAGCAAUCAGUGUUUUUUCGUCUACAAAUUAUUUUAAUUUUCUAAUUCUAUAAGUCCAAUUAGUGCUAAGAUCAUGUGCUUUAGAUACUUUCAUUGGCAACUGUUUAACAUUUUAAUACUGCUAUCUGUACUGUUGUUUCGUUAAGCAGGUAGAAGCAGAUGCUGUCUAGAUAUCGCAGUAAUGGUCUUAAGACAAGAUGGCGCCACACAAAUUGCUCACCUGAUUCAAUGUUUUUCUUUCCUUCUUAAAACAGCACGAGCUUUACAGAAGUAUUCUGUGAAAGCAUAACAAACAAAGGUUUACACUGAUCUUAACUGAUAUCAGUCAGAUACUGACUCAAAAAUCUAGAUCAGGCAUCAGUGACAGAGGGACAAUCCUAGACUAUAUUUAGAAUGGACAGCGUCUGCCUCCUCGCUAGGUGAAGCCACUACGAGAACAGCACCCUCUGUUGAUGGGCUGCAGUACAGGUCAUAAAUCCCGCCUCUGCCAACCAUCCUUAUGGGGCUGUGGACAAAUUUAUUACACAGAAUAUACAUUUUUCUCCCCCCGGUUGUGAUGUUGACAUGUAGUUAUGGAGAGACUGGUUUGUGCUGAAGUCCUCUUUUUUUCUUUGUAGCUCAGUUUUUAAAAGUUAUUAGGGGGUUUAUGUUCUCUAUGAUUGACACUUGAUACGACCUAUGGGCGUACGAAGAUUGCAUAGCUCACCCAGGGGAUACGCUGUUUGAGCCGAGCGUCAUCACAGCGACUCUUGACGACUCUCCUGCCAAAUGCGCACAAUGCUACUGCGCAAUAUUGGUUUCAGAAAGUGGAGAAAAGUUGCAGAAUUACUGAGAGCUUUUCGGCUUCAAAUCUGUACACUGGCGGAAGGCGGAACCAAGUUGUCCAUAGUCUACGAGGAGGAUCAUUGAGGCAGAUCUACUUUACUCAGAUCUAUACUAUCUUGUGUGUACAUACUUGUGUUAGGGUUAAUGUCAUUAGUGAAUCAUUAGGUCUUUUAAAAGCUGAAAAAGCUGACUUAGAUGUUUUGGGGUAAUUUUGGCUUUUUAGACACCAAAGCCGAAGGACUUUAAAAGGUAGAUCAGUGAAUCCUUUAACUCAAGCCUAGCAGACACAGACUUGUAUUGGGAACAAUAAAGGUAGAGGAACAUCUCUGGAGGAGGUGACUGUAAAUCAAAACUAAGUGAAAUGAUAUUAUAAUAUCUCAGUGGAACUAGAACUUCUGAUCUAUUGGUGUUUGUCCAAGCCAUGGGAAAGGUCCAUGUCAGUAUUUUAAAGUGAGAUUCUGUCAUAUGGCCAGCCGACCCCCAACCUUUGACCUCUCUACCCCAUGACAGUGUUUGGGACCUUUCCUCCUGAACUGAAGUGCUGACUUAACUUUCAGGGGUCACCUAACCUCAUGGUAGAAAGGUGGACUUGUUGUUCGUCUGCUCGUUUAUGUUUAAAUAUUUUUGUGCAUGAGCACAGAAGACACUGUGGGCUGCCUAUUCUAUCUGCACAUGAAUGCCAGAACUCCACAAAAGCUCCAUGCACGAGGAGGAUUUCACACAAUGUUCACCCUAUGUGUUCACCACAUGAAUCCAAGCAGUGUGCCGAGGUAAAAGGGACAAAUGAUGCCAGGACGAGAACGAAUACAAGCACUGGAACACUCUUUGCUGCUGCUGUGACAAAGAGAAGCUGCAGUAAAGCACAGACAGAAAUGCACUUAAAAUCACACGCACAUACUCUAACACAAUAGAGAACCACAAAAGUCUUAUAGUUGUUGAUCUGAAGCCACUAGAAGAAGGACACUUGUUGCAAUUAUUGUGUCGGAUGAAUAAAUAAAAUAAUUAAUCAUUUUGAGUAUGUUGGUUUUUUAAAGCAACACUCUGUUCGCAAAUAUUAAUCAUUUCACAUCCUUGUAUCCUCAUACCCAUCAGUAAUCUACCUAUGAUCAUGUUAAUAGGAGGGGGAAUCUCAGGGCAACUCACUAUUGUCCAGGAUAACCAUGUUACCAUACAACAGUGAUUAUGACUAUAUGUUAUGAACAUACAAUAAGAGUCUUUUUUUUUUUUUAACAUGAUCACCAGAUGGUAUUAUUGAAAAGUGGAUGGAGACGGUGUGCUGGAGUUAGGGCCGGGCAAUAUAUAGGAAAAAGUUUAUCACUAUAUAGGGCAUUGGAAUUGAUGGCUGUGUCCGAAAUGGAUCCCUAACCCCUACAAAGGUGACUACAUAAGGGUUAGCCCCAUUUUGAGGGGUGUCCUAAACCUCAGUGAUCAAUUCCAGUGCCCAAUAUAGUUGACUCAAAAUUUCCCAUAAAGCAUUGCAAAAUGUCGUGACCAUCCGAUGGUCACUCACUGGUGGUGGGCAUCCCGUCGUGCAUUUCAUCAUGCCAUGUAGUGUCCGAAACCUCCGGUGACUGAGCUAACUAAGUAGUCAACUAUAUAGUGAAAACCCAUAUGGGGGUUAGGGGUUAGUGAUUAAGUGAUUCAUUUUGGAGACAGACGAUCACUCAGGUUUUGGACACCCCUCAAAGUGGUGCUAACCCCCAUAUAGUCGCCUAUAUAGGGGUUAGGGAUCCAUUUCGGACACAGCCUAUGUGUGAUACACUCACAAACUGCAACUUCAACAAUGAAUUAAAAGAGCAUUUGUCACCUGACUGGCCAUGUCAACAGAAACUGAAAACCUUAGUGGGACUAGAAGUCAUGGCAGAGCUGUUGUAUUGCAUUGGUUGCUUUGGUUUACCCAGGUGGCUAGUCGGUGUUUUUGCCAUGUGGAUGUUUUGUUCCACCCUUAUGUGCUUGCUUCACCACGCCAGUGUGAAAGAAAAUGCUUUCUAAACCACUCUGCUGUCCCCCUACAGCAGAUAAAAACAACUUACCCUCUAUCAAAGAAGAUUAUUGUCAACGAUCACUUCGACGUUCGUUUUUAAUCUACUUUUCUUACCUGACCACCACCGCCAGACGUCUCGUGAACCUUCAAUUUGAGUUCAACGGUUAGCAAUAAUCGGUAACGGCGGGUGGGGAGACAAGAAGUCAAAUGAUGAAAAAGGCGAAACAGAAUCAGCACAAUCAAAGUGCAAUCGUGAAAAUAGUUCAAAGUCGUUUUAAGAUGACUUAUUUAAUGAAAAUGACGGUUGAAAUAGCGCAAACAAACAAAUUACGAUGCCGUACGUGUAUGCUAACCCCCUCUGAAGUGAGA